Messenger RNA from Gilbertella persicaria, 2426 nucleotides. RefSeq names its product WD40-repeat-containing domain protein. Gene Ontology annotation, molecular function: protein binding. The coding region runs from base 197 to 2092 and encodes 631 amino acids. The transcript has 6 exons. Lineage: Eukaryota; Fungi; Mucoromycota; Mucoromycetes; Mucorales; Choanephoraceae. The record is from RefSeq and is a predicted model, not a curated record.
GUGUGCGGCUGUUGUUCUUUUGGUCUUAUUACAUUGGAUAGACGGCCCCUCUCUCUUUUUUUUUCUCUUUCUCUAGCUCUCUCUCUCUUUUCUUCUAAUUCCUUUUCUUUGUGCAUUUUCUUGUCACUUCUCAUCAUCUUGAUUUUCAGCUUAAAUAUUCAAAAAAAAAAAGAACCAAGAUUGACAGUAGCACAGUAUGUCAGUUUAUAAUCAUCGCCCUAUGGUGCCUGCACCACAAAGUCGUGUCGUCGAGAUGCUCGAGUCUAUUCGAGGCGAGUUUGACCAGUUGGCACAAGAGCUUUACCUUUGCAAAUCUCAAAGAGAUGACUUUGAACAUAAAAUGAACCAACAAAUAUCUGAAAUGAAUAGCUUCCAACAAAGCCUACUUGAACUUGAACGUACUCAGCAAAAUCAAAAGAAGCACUACGAAGAUGAAAUUGCUAGGCUUCGUCAGCAAAUUGAAGCGCGCGGUGGCAACGCCAGCCAUCCUGGUAUUCCUUUGCCUGGUCAUCCUCAGCAACAACCUCCUCAUCCUCAACAGCCACCACAUACUCAACAACAAGCACAUCAACCUCCUCCACCCAAUAUUGGACCUGGUUCCAAUUACUUUGGUGGUAUCAUGAAUGCGCAUGGAAACCAAGCUCCGCCUGGGCUUGUGGCUCCACCACAAAUGUCUGAUCAGUCACCUAAUGGCCCUCCCCUUCCUCCCCACGGUGCCUAUCCUCCUUCCCAGCCUCCUCCACCUUCUUCUUCAGGCACUCCAGCAGGCUACAGCCAACCCCCUCCUCCAUCUAACCCAGGCUAUGCCCAAUCACCCAGAGGCAUGCCUACGCCACCUACAUCAGCACAUCCUCAACAACCACAAAGACAGCAAGAAUGGCCCAAUGGCUAUAACUAUCCUUCUCGUCCCGGCUCUGCAGCUCCUCCGCCUCAACAACAACAACAACCUCCACAAGGCAAUAACGAAUCACCCAGUUUGAAACGCAAAUCAGCGUCUUCUGUACCUACACCUCCUCAAAACAUCAAUACAGCUUCAUCCGCCAUGGUACCUCGUACCAAGUCCAUGGCAAGCCCUUCGAAUGCUCAUCAACAGCAACAAAGCGGCUUGGCUGAUGUUGAUCCUGAAAGUGUGCCUCCCAACAUGAAGGUUGAAGGUCAAGAUUGGUUUGCAUUGUUCAAUCCCAAGACCAACCGUCAGUUGAAGGUUGAUUUGGUUCACACCCUUGAUCAUGCCAGUGUUGUUUGCUGUGUCAAGUUUAGUGCUGAUGGUCGCUACCUUGCUGCGGGAUGUAACCGUGCUACAUUUAUUUACGAUGUUGCCACUUCUCAAAGAGUUGCUGUUUUACAAGACGACAAUAUUAAAAUGGAAGGAGAUUUGUAUAUUCGUUCUGUCUGCUUUAGUCCUGAUGGUAACUAUUUAGCCACUGGUGCCGAAGACAAGCAAAUCAGAAUUUGGGAUAUUCAAAAGAAGCGCAUCAUAAAUAUCCUUGUUGGUCAUCAGCAAGAUAUUUAUUCUUUGGAUUUUAGUCGUGAUGGUCGUUUGAUUGCUUCUGGCUCCGGUGACUGUACAGCCAGAAUUUGGAGUAUGGCUGAUGGUAAAUGUCUCCAUGUUCUUCGAAUCACAGAUCAUGAUCAAAAGGAUCCUGGUGUCACAAGUGUCGCUUUCUCUCCUGAUGGUCGCAUCAUCGCUGCUGCCAGUCUUGACAAGAUGGUUAGAAUUUGGGAUACACAAUCAGGUGUUCUUUUUGAACGAUUAGAAGGACACAAGGACAGUGUCUACUCUGUUGUAUUCAUGCCCGAUGGUAAAAUGUUAGUGAGUGGUAGUCUGGAUAAGACAUUGAAGCUAUGGCAAUUGGGAACAAAUGAAGGCCGUGGUAUUGGUAUGGACAGAGACAGAAGCAAAGGUCCUUGUAAGAUGACAUUUACAGGACAUAAAGACUUUGUGCUCUCAGUUGGCUGUACGCCUGAUGGUCGCUGGGUUGUUUCUGGUUCAAAAGAUCGUGGUGUUCAGUUCUGGGAUCCUCGAACAGGACAAACACAGUUUAUGUUACAAGGACAUAAGAAUUCAGGUACAUUGUUAUGUGAAAUAUAAACUACGUACUAACUCAUCUUAGUUAUUUCUGUUGCUAUCAGCCCAUCGGGAAGACCACUUUUUGCUACUGGUUCCGGUGAUAAUCGUGCGAGAAUUUGGAGUUAUGAUCCUAUUAAUUCUUAAAAAAAAAUGUCCAUUUUCUUUAUCUUCUUCUAUAUUCAUAAGAAUACAUAUCCCCUAAAUCACUUUUUUCCCCUUUUUUCUUCGUUUGCAAGCAUAAACAUUUCUUCUUGUUUGAUUAUAUAUAAUUUUCUUUUGUUCUUACAUAAAAAAAACCACAUAUACUUCUUUAUCACCUAAAUCAAGUUUUUUUGUGACAAUUUGUCAAAGACAU